AUGGUAUCCCUGGAGGCGCUGGUAGUGGGCGCAGCGCUGCUGCUGGGGCUCUACGCGCUGCUCUACUACUGUCCCUCCUCCUGCAUGCAUCCUGGGGGAGCAUCCAGCUGGGCUGGGGCCAAGGUGCUGGAGGCCGCAUCACCGAUAAAUAAGACAACUUCAAACCCUGAUGACUGUAAGCUGCUAUUGGCAGCCUCUGAACCUGGGAGACGCCCGUGCCCGACUGACUGGAUUGGGUUCCAGACGAAAUGUUUCUACUUCUCAAAUAAAGAAGAAACCUGGUCUGCUAGUCGAGACUUCUGCUCUUUGAACAACGCCUCACUGCCCGUUAUUGACGAUAAAGAAAUGGAUUUUGUGCAGCGUUACAAAGGCAGCAUUCCCUACUGGAUUGGCCUCCAACGAGAGCCAGAGCAACCCUGGACGUGGGUCAACGGAAGUGUUUCCACGUUGGAGGUCCUCGGUGAUGGAGGGAACUGUGCCUACCUGAAUGAUGAAGGCAGACCAAGCAGUUCCAGGUGCAGCACCUUCCAUCAGUGGAUAUGCAGCAAGCCUGAUGAGUUCACACGUCCAAAGAGAGUUUGAAGACAUAUGGCCUCCAAUCCACUCACUUGGUGUUAUCUCGUAAUAUUGGCUAAAGUAACACAUGGGCCUUACUUGCAGAGAAGGGGAAAUUAUUUCUGCCUUUGCACACUGUAAACCUAGCAUAUCUGCUUGGGUUAUGGUUUUCCUUGGCUCUUAUGCUGGUCAGUGAUCAAAUCUCAGGGUGUCCUUUUUUUGAACAGAUAACGGCCGCUAGUCAGGUUGGUGAUGUGAAAAUAGAGGGGCCAGAGAUUCCUCCCCGCCCCUUGACUAUGUUAAAAGAAGCUCUUCUCAGACCCUGGUUGGGAUAGGUAGAAGGUGCUUCAGAUGUUUAAUCAGUUGCUGCUUUUGUCUGGAUUUUCUUCUGCAUGAUAUAGUCUGUGUUUCUGCUGUUGCAGUAUUACAUUAUUAUUCCU
Molecule: messenger RNA, 995 nt
Organism: Pseudonaja textilis
Lineage: Eukaryota; Metazoa; Chordata; Lepidosauria; Squamata; Elapidae
Source: RefSeq, a predicted model, not a curated record